Zygotorulaspora mrakii is the source of this 741-nucleotide messenger RNA. RefSeq names its product mitochondrial 54S ribosomal protein uL10m (gene MRPL11). Gene Ontology annotation, molecular function: structural constituent of ribosome. The coding region runs from base 1 to 741 and encodes 246 amino acids. Gene Ontology annotation, biological process: translation. The record is from RefSeq and is a predicted model, not a curated record. Gene Ontology annotation, cellular component: mitochondrial large ribosomal subunit. The transcript has a single exon. NCBI's taxonomy places the organism in Eukaryota, Fungi, Ascomycota, Saccharomycetes, Saccharomycetales, Saccharomycetaceae.
AUGUUGGAGCGUGUGCGUUUUUUGGAUGGCAGAAGCUUGGCCCGAAGCUUAAACAUAGUUGGCCGUUUCAACAGGUAUAGGAGCGUUGGUUUACUGCUGUCUACGAGACAGCUUACGAAUGGAGUUGACUGUGACGCAGAACGUGUUACAGCGAAGCCAAUUGACUCCAGGAAAACAUUCCUGGUUGAUUCUUACAAGCAUUUAAUGGAAAAAAACUCAGUAGUACUUUUUUUACACUACAACAAUUUAUUGAAGCAUGAAGAUCAUCAUUACAGGUCACAAAUUGAGCAAUUGGGAGGUAAAUUGACUAUUCUGAGGAACAAUUUAUUCAAACUGUAUUUGAAAAACUCGCAUUUGGAGGAUCCAUGCGCUCCAGUUAAAUCCAAGAAUCAAAGUAAAAGACAUCCAUUGCUACCACUUUUUAAGGGACCUACGGCUGCAAUAGCUUUCCCAGAAACGAAUCCGAAGGACGUAGCCAAUGUCCUGAAGCUUUUAGAGAAGGCUCAGGAUAAGUUAUUCGUAGUUGGUGCAAAAGUUGAAACUGAAUCCUACGAUCUAGCACAGCUGAAUAAGUACAAGCUACUGCCAGAUAAAACAGCAUUACAAGGCCAAUUACUUGGAUUACUGCACACAUUAAGCGGUGCUGGUUUAGUAAAAACUUUAGAGUCCGCUUCUCAAUCCCUGUAUCUGACAUUAUCCUCGCACCGUGACAAUGUAAAAAGCGAAGGCAAGGACGAUUGA